This is a messenger RNA of Amoebophrya sp. A120, 981 nucleotides long. Lineage: Eukaryota; Dinophyceae; Syndiniales; Amoebophryaceae. The record is from the annotation of a GenBank genome assembly.
UACUUCGAGUUUGUGCGUAUGUUCACCGCAUUGUACGCGGAGCAAAAUCGCCGUCGCGUCGCGAGUGCAACGCUGCAGGCGGCACGGGCGGCGAAACUAGGGGAGCUGCGGGACGCCGUGAGGAGGAGUCGCAACAGCUGCGAACGAGACCUCGAGCCAGUUUUGCGAGAGACGGAGACGAGGUGCGGGGAAACGGAGCUGCAGCUGGAGCGCGAGACCGAGAAGGCGGCGGAGGCCAAGCAGACAGCCGCGGACACGGAAAAGAGCGUGAACGCGAUGCUGAGCGAGAUCAGCAAGAUGCGGGAGGAGGCGCAGCAGGAACUGAACCAGGCGCUCCCCGCGCUGGAGGAAGCCAACCGCUGCUUGUCGAAGCUGAAGACGGACCACUUGCGCGAGGUGCGGGCGUUCUUCAACCCCCCGAGUGGCGUCCGGAUGACGAUGGAGGUACUCUGCAUCAUCUUCCAGGUCCCGCCGGUGAAGCGCACCACCGACGGGGGAAACACCAAAGAAGUAGUUGCGGACUACUGGGAGGCGGCGCAGAAGCAGCUGCUGACCGACCCGAAGAAGCUGCUGGACUCCCUGAUGGGGUACGACCGCGAGUCGCCGCUGCCCGCGAAAACGCGGGAAAAGCUGGAGAGCUACAUCAACCGCGAGGACUUCGAGCCCGCGGUGAUUCGCAAGGCCAGCGUGGCCUGCGAGGCCAUCUGCAUGUGGACCCGUGCCAUGUACCGGUACGCGGUGGUCGCGGAGCACGUGAAGCCGAAGCGCGAGCGGCUGAAGGAAGUGGAGAGCAGUAGGCAGAAAGUGCAGAAACAGCUCGACACGGCCAUGGAACUGGCGAAACUGGCAGAGGAGCGCGUGCAGAAACUUGCAGCCAUCGUGGAGCAGGUGCGGGCGAAGCGGGAGAGGCUCGACGCAGAGUUCCAGACCACGCAGAUACAAAUUGCAGAGUGGCAGCGGAUUUUGCAACUGCUCGACGAC